UGUUUACUUUCCCUGACUGCUUCUGGGGCCUUGUGUUAUUUGCUGACCAUAUUUUGUGAUGAAUCAUGUUUCGUUCCUUCCCUUUUCUUUUUUUACUAUGGUUUCUGCCUAUCCCUUCAUUUUCUUCCUUUGCUGGAGAAGACGCAAAUGCUCACAAGCUAAGAAUGUGGGAUUUGGGUUCGGGCAUUCAGGUGUAUCUCUCAAUGUGUUUGAUCCUUUAUUCCUUUUUUAUUUUUAUUGUGUCUCUUGGACUACAAUUCUGCUAAGUCAGAGGACGCCUCCUCUCCAGUUGUGUGGAAUUCUGAUAAAGUGGCAUAAAAAUAGACUUUGCUCAAAACACAAAAAUCCCACUGUCAAGCAAAAUUUGCCCUUCCUCCUUAUCUUAUCUGUUUUGAGUCACACAAACUAUUUGCACAACGCCUUCUACUGAGAAGAUGUUGUUUGUAUUUGGUUGACUCCCUUUUUGCCAAUCUCGGAGCCUGAGUUUUCACCUCUUUUCUCUUUUAAAAUCCUCCUCCCCGUGGAAAAUGUCAAAGCACGUUCCCCUAUUCUUUCUCAUAAAGCUUCAGCCGGCCUCAUCAAAAUCCAUUUGUUACAGACGGGAUUUUUCAAUCAAUUUUUCAAGCUGCCUGGGUAAACUUUUCUACGCGGGGGCAGUGGCACUUUGAAAAUCUCCUUGCCUUUCUGUCCCACCCAUAAGGACUCCUUCGAUGUGCCCUUAGCAAAUUGCUGCCACGGAAUUUAAAUAGCCAAAGCUCAUUGACCAAUAAAGUGACAUGUGUACUGUAUAACAGAGUUACAUAGACCUUGUGACUAGGAGGAAAGGUUAUUCAAGCAAAGGUGCAACUAGGACUACCUGUUGCAAUUGCAGGCACCAGGAAGGUAUCCCUACCUUUUGAAUGAUUAGAACAUAAUGACAGCUGAAGAUUCUACCGCUAGGAUGAAUAAUGAUUCCUCCAAAAUGCAGGCAAAUAAAGUCCAUAUUCCCGAAGAACUGGCAAAUGUGCCAAACGGACCUGCACUAAUACAACUAAUGGAACGCACAGGAUAUAAUCUGGUUCAGGAGAAUGGGCAACGCAAAUAUGGUGGACCACCACCAGGCUGGGAAGGGCUCCAUCCUCCUCGUGGAUGUGAAGUCUUUGUGGGUAAAAUUCCUCGUGAUGUCUAUGAAGAUGAGCUGGUCCCUGUAUUUGAGACUGCAGGUCGGAUCUAUGAAAUGCGCCUGAUGAUGGACUUCGAUGGAAAAAAUCGUGGCUAUGCCUUUGUAAUGUACACUCAAAAAUACGAAGCCAAGCGUGCCGUCAAAGAACUAAACAACUACGAAAUCCGUCCUGGGAGGCUGUUAGGAGUGUGUUGCAGUGUGGAUAACUGCAGGCUCUUCAUUGGUGGGAUCCCUAAGAUGAAAAAGAGAGAAGAAAUUCUAGAAGAGAUCUCCAAGGUGACGGAAGGUGUGCUAGACGUCAUUGUAUACGCCAGUGCGGCAGAUAAGAUGAAAAACCGAGGAUUUGCCUUUGUGGAGUAUGAAAGCCACAGAGCAGCCGCAAUGGCGAGGAGGAAACUGAUGCCUGGGAGAAUCCAACUUUGGGGGCAUCAGAUUGCAGUUGACUGGGCUGAGCCAGAAAUAGAUGUUGAUGAAGAUGUCAUGGAGACAGUAAAAAUUCUAUACGUCAGGAAUUUAAUGAUCGAAACAACAGAGGAUACAAUUAAAAAAGUGUUUGGACAGUUUAACCCUGGCUGCGUAGAAAGGGUGAAGAAAAUACGAGAUUAUGCCUUUGUACACUUCACAAGCCGGGAAGAUGCAGUUCAGGCCAUGAAUAAUCUCAACAACACUGAGCUGGAAGGAUCCUGCCUGGAAGUGACCUUAGCCAAGCCAGUUGACAAAGAGCAAUACACACGUUACCAGAAAGCAGCCAAAGGAGGCAGCGGAGGAGGAACAACAACAACUGAAGUAACUCAGCAGCCCAAUUAUGUAUACUCUUGUGAUCCAUACACCCUGGCCUAUUAUGGAUAUCCAUACAAUGCUUUGAUUGGUCCAAACAGAGAAUAUUUUGUGAAAGACCUCUGUUUUUCUUUCCAAGCAGGCAGCGUUAGAGGCAGAGGACGGGGUGCAGCAGGCAACAGAACACCUGGCCCAAGAGGUUCAUACUUCGGGGGAUAUUCUGCAGGCCGUGGCAUAUAUAGCAGAUAUCAUGAAGGGAAAGGAAAACAGCAAGAAAAAGGAUAUGAGCUUGUACCUAAUUUGGAUUUGUCUGCUGUCAGCCCAGUUGCCAUUAAACCUGGCACAGUGGCAAUUCCGACUAUUGGUACCCAGUAUUCCAUGUUUCAAGCUGCACCAACAGCAAAGAUGCUAGAAGACGGGAAGAUCCAUGCGGUUGAGCAUAUCAUUAGCCCUAUUGCUGUCCAGCAGGAUCCAGCCAGUGCCGCUGCAGCUGCAGCUGCCGCCGCAGCCGCUGGAGCUGUGAUGCCUGCCGUUUCAACCCCUCCUCCCUUUCAGGGUCGCCCCAUAACUCCCGUAUACACCAUGGCUCCAAACAUGCAGAGAAUUCCAGCUGCAGGAAUCUACGGUGCCAGUUAUGUCCCAUUUGCUGCCCCGGCUGCAGCAACAGCAACGCUAGCCACACUACAGAAGAAUGCAGCUGCCGCAGCUGCUGCUGCAGCUUACGGGGGAUAUGCGGGGUACAUCCCUCAGGCGUUUCCAGCCGCAACCAUCCAGGUUCCGAUCCAUGAUGUCUACCAGACCUAUUGAGACUUCUGGCUAUUGGUGAAGGUGGGAUAGGUUAUGAGAACCCUGAAGGAACAUUUGACUAUUUAUGAAGAAUGAACCUAUUGCAGAAGAAUAUGUCUGGAUGUCUGUAAACCGAUAAAACCUGGAAGUGAAGUUUAUAUCCAAUGCAUCAUGUUUGAAAUCUUUUAUACACAUGAAGUUUUUACUAACUUUUUAGGCUUUUAAAAAAUAUGCCUAUAUUCCUACAUUUCUAAAAUGGCUUGUUUUUCAGGGCCCAUUCUUCUAUACAGGUUUAUAUACAAUAGUGGUUGUUGUUGUUUUUUUCAAUUUUUAUCUUCACUAUAUUUGUGGUAUGAAGGUUAUUUUUUAGCAAGUUCAGCACUCCAGAGAUGUCUAUUUUGUAGUGCCUUUAAUAAUAUAUCAACUAAAUGUUUAAAAAGUGCACCUGAGCAGGUAGGGAAAAGUUUUUAAACAAUAUAUUUUGAAAACUAUAUUCGAUAUUUAAAGAGUACAUGCAAUAGAUUUUUAAAAUAUAUAUAUCUAUAUAUAUAUAUAUAAACACAAAUGUGUGUCUUAUUUAAAACGUGAAACUGGAAAGUGCAAUUUGAAAGUGCUUGAGACCUCUGCAUUGCGUCCUGGCACUUGUAUGGUUUCUUUGUUAUCUAGAGCCACAUCUUAACAUCUGCUGUUAUAAAGAAGCCCUCUUCUGUUUGCUCAAGUUGAAUUAUGCUUAGUGUUAAAAAAAAUAGUUUUCCAUAGAACCAUUUUUUUUGUAUUCAACAGAAUUCUGUAUAUUUUAGACACACAGCAGAAACAAACCUUUUAUAUAAUAUAAGAAGAUUAAUUUUACACAUUUCUUUACGGAGGUAGUUAACUAACAUUAAAAAAACAAACUUGGAUUUGUGUGUCCUUAUGGUAUCACUGCACAUGUGAAUUCCGAAUCUAGAUUACUCCAGACCUUACCCACAGGUUUCUGUAUUCAGAGCUGUCCCUCUGUUAAAAGCUGGCUUUCUAUGAAUUGUUAAAUCAGAAUUCUUGCCUUCUCAGUAUAGGGUUUUGCAUAUAGAAAACAAUUGAUGUAAUUCUUGGUGCCUCCAGCUAAAAUAAUCAAGUUGCAGUGAUAGCUUAGACUUUGGAGAAGUCUAAAUUUGUGUCAGUGUAAGGAUAUUAUGUUCCUACAUACGGAAGAAAUCAUACAAUGUGUUUAUUUAUGCAAACACAAUACUCUUUAAUCAUACCCUUUUAUCAUGGUCAACAUGUCAAGAGAGACAAAGAUACAGAGAGGGAGUAUGGACUGUGUUGUCGAUGGCUUUCAUGGCCAGAAUCAUUGGUCGUCGUGAGUUUUCCAGACAGAAUGGCCAUGUUCCAGAAGCAUUCUCUCCUGACGUUUCGCCUGACCUCUGUGACAGGCAUCCUCAGAGGUUGGAGGUCUGAGGAUGCCUGCCAUAUAUGUGGGCAAAACAUUAGGAGAGAAUAUAAUAAUAAUAAUAAUAAUAAUAAUAAUAAUAAUAAUAAUAAUAAUAAUAAAAAAUUUAUUUCUAUUCCUUCCUAUCUCCCCAAAGGGACUCAGGGCAGAGUCCAACAAACAAUGGCAUACAUUCAAUACCUUCAAAAAACAUAAAUAUUGGCAUAAAAUCUCAACAAGACCACACAUAUGAAUACAGCGUUAAAAACCUAACAUCAAAUUAAACCUAAUAUUAGUUAAUUGAGUAUAACAUAAACCAAUAUAAUCAGACAGAAUGCUUCUUGAGCAUGGCCAUACUGCCUGGAAAGUUCACAGCAACCCGGAGUAUUAACUCCUUCCUCUUCUCGAUAUAUUGUAUUAUGUUGUCUAAAAUCCCGGAACACAAAACAAUGCCAAAAAUGAUCUCUUGAUUAUCUGGUUAUUUUAUAGAUGAAUCCAUUUUUUUAGUCUCGGUUUACCAUUUUCUACAUGGUAAGAACAUGAAUGUAUAAAGAAAGCUCUAAUUGGCAGGCCUGCCCUGAACUGGCUGUUCCUAGAUUUUUAUAUUUGUUCAGGCUCAUAAUGUAAGGAGGCAUCAACUCAGCUUCAAUACUAACUAGCAUAUUACCUUCUAAAUGUUUGCCAUCCAGUUCUAACAUGGCUAAAUAAUACAGAUGCAGCCAUUUAGAGUUAAGGAUCAGCAAGUCUUUCCGUUUUCAUUUCUUCCCUAUUCAUUGAUCUCAGGUUCAUUCCCUUCUGAAUAUGAAUGACAUCUUCAAAUUCUGGUGACUUCUACUCAGAAUUAACCAAGAUGCAAUUCUCAUUCGUUGUCAAUUUUUAAUAUUUUUGCCAUUUUUUAAAAAACCAGAAGGCCACAAAAUAUACCUUCUUAAGAAGCUUUGCUCCUACCACAUUGCAAUGGCAUUCUGUAUCUUCCCAGAACUAUUCUAUAUAUGCAGCCCUGGUUUAAAACCUUGUCAAAUAAGUAAAUGUGUAGAUGGAAGGCAUAUGUGGGAGCGAUCUGGAAUCCUUCCAUGUGCAAAGAUGCAAUAAGAGAUAGUUAGUUGUGAUUUCUUAUACCUCUUUCCAGCAUACAGUUUUUCUCAUCUCUGGCCACAUCCUUGCAUGUGAACAACCGCCUUUUCAUUCCCAUGUGCUCUUGUGUUCCCGGACUUCUUGUGUUCCCGGACUUUAAAUACGAGUUAAUACUUUUAAUACCAUAGCAGAGACAAAGAAUGUAUACUAGUAUAAUCUAGGACCAAAUGUGCCUUAUAUAAAAGAAAAAAAAUCCCACCUACAACAUCACCCUGCUCUUUAUAGCAGCUUUACUAGAUUUCACAUUGAAACAAGGGUGUAAUAGUACAAUUAAAUGGAAUUUAUUCUCUUGCCUUAUUAUCCCUUCCAGCCACAGUUCUCGUUAUUUGUAAGGGGAGUUCCACAUGCACACUGGAGAAGGAAGGAUUGGGAAAAUUUGGAUUUAAAUAUAAUGAUCAUGUAAAUAUUUUCAAAAUAUAUUUUCAAAGUCAUGUUAUUUUGCUGUCUGUUAUGGCCAUGCCACAGAGCCAAUGUUUUAUUUCAAAAAGAUGUUUGUCAAGUAAUAUUAUUGAAGUAUUUUGUGGCCUGUUUAAAGGCUUUUAGUUAGUCAUGAAGCGAGUAUAAAAUGCUGAAAACAUUGCUUUGGACUGUGGUUCAGUCUGUGUUAUGUGACAUGCCCUGGGAACACCUAAAUGCUAUAUUAAAGUGAGGUGUGCAAUAAAUAAUAUACUAUUGAUGGGUGGAUCUGAAGGACUUUGAAGGCAGCUUCUGUAAACAUUCGGAAGUAACAAUAGUGCUUCCUCACCUGCUUCUCCCCAAUCACUUUGAAGAGAGGUGCCAUAAGUCUAAAAAUCUCCUAUUGCUGGAAGAAAGUCUAGAAACACUAUUGAGAUGGAGAGGUGUACUGAGGUAUGCAUACAAUAUUUUGGGAUGUCAAUCUGUGCAUGUAAUGGUGCAUUUAAUGGUCAGUUUUGCACAUAGCAGUAAACCAGUUUGUGAUUUGUUGAAUUCUGGCUUCUUGAUGUAGCUGAACCCAUGCUUACAAAUAAGCCAUGAUUUGUCAAAGAGCCACACACCACAAUGAGAAGCCAUGGUUUCUUGUUGGUUUAUGAACUCUGAUUUGUUAAAACCAUGGCUUCUCAUUCCGUAUGUGUUCCAGAAUUGCGGGUUGCCUCUUACAUCUUCCCCGAGAAGGAGCUGACAAGUGGUAAGAUAAAACAAAUUUUUCUUUAAAAAACCUCACAGAAAGAACAAGUGGUGUUUCUGGUUAUUUGUGGGACAAUUCAUGUCUAAAUCAACAAACCAUGGCUUAAUGUGGUAUGUAUAUGAGGCCAAUGUGAAUCCCUAAAGCAUACGUCAAAUGCAUGGGCUUAGAUCAGGCAUGGGUAAACUCAGGCCCUCCUUAUUUUCCUUGUCCUCUUGGCAUAAGGAUAUAGUGGCCCACUGCAUCCUUAUGCCAAAAAGACGUAGGAGGGAGGGAAGCAUGCAGCAGCUGAGAGCGCUAUUCAGGGCUCUCAGCCACCACGUGUCUCGCUGCAUAAGGAUAGUGUGAGAGACCCCAUCCUUAUGCCAGGAGGAUGCCUUGAGGAAGGCAUGUGGGGCCUGAGAGAGGUGCCAAGGGGACAGCCCGAGCAUCAGGGGAGGAGGAAUGGGGCAGUCGCCACAUGUCUUGCCUUUCUCCCAGCAUAUGAAUGGGGUGAGCAGCCCCAUCCUUAUUCCAGGAGAACAACCUAAGGAUGACCCCUGCCCUGUGUGUGCCCGGCCCCCAUCCCCCCCUGGCCAGGCUUGCAAUGCGGCCCCAAGGCAAAAAAGUUUGCCCAUGCCUGGCUUAGAUAAUGAUUAUUUAAACACCACUGUAUGCAGUUCAUUAUCAUUUCUAAUAGAGUCUAGUUUGAAAAACUUCUCUGAAUUUAAGUUAGAAGAUGAAAUAUGCAUAUUUUCAAGAGUAUCUUUUUCAUAAAUAGAUAGCUGUAAAUAGGGGUGUGAAACAACAGAAAUCUGUUUUGUUUUCAUUCUGUUUUUGUUUUGAAUUUUGGGUGCCCCCUUCCCCUGUUCUGUUUCCAGGAAAAUUCCCGGAGAUUAGGAGGGCUCCGUUCAGAUUCGUAAUUUGGGAUCCAGGGUUCCGUUUCCAUUUUGGGAAGGAACUUCCUGAAAACAGAACUGGAACCAAGGGGUGGGGGGUGGGACCCGAAACCUGAAAUGGAAAUAGAAAGAAAACAGAACUGAUUCCACCCAUUUCACACACCCCUAGCUGUAAUUGUUUGUUUCCCUUCCAAAGGGUGGCCCUUUAAAAAUAUGCCUACUAUUGCUGGAAUUACUGCUACACCCUACCUCAAAGGGCCACCUUAACUACUGAAGUACUUUAAUCUAGCAUCCCAGAAAAGUCCUGUUGCCCUUGAAGUACAAGCCUCAAGAAGGUGCAUUGAACUUUUACCAUAGCCUAGUUCUCCUGUCUUUGGACUUAUCACAUUAAUAGAGGCAUUUCAACAUUUCACAAAUAGUGGAAGAUGAAUUCUGCUAGUUCUUAAAUAAAUUUUUAACCCAUAUGGCCAAGUAGUCUUUCCACAAUUUUCUUCCUCCCUCUUCUUCUGCACUACGCAAGUCCUCACAGAACGGCUGCUAAUAGUAAAAGGCAGUGGUUAAUUUCCUGGACUAUAUCUCCCAGGAGGCCAUAGUGGAUUAGGGGAUUCUGGAAAUUCUAGUAUAAAAGAGUAUGUUUCAAUGUUCUGGGCUAUGCAUCUUUUUCUUCUCUUCAGUGCAUCAGCAUGCAAUAAUAAUGAGACCUGAGCCUGUAUUAUAUACAGUAUAUGAAAUACUCGAGGGCUUGCACCAAUAGAUCCAGGUACUUGUGUUGUUGUUUUUCUACAUAUUUCAACUUCUUUCUGUAUUUUACAUGGGCAUGUAUAGUAUCUUCAUUACCAGCAAAUACCAAACUAAAACAGGGCGAUACUCUUUCAAAUGCACUUGUCCAUAGGAACUCUGGGCAGGGGCAAAGGCUGAAUGCCGGGGAGUCAAACCACUGAGGUCCUUCAGGCUUCACAUGAGCCACCAGUCUGUGGUUUGACUUUAUUACCAUUUCUGAACCAUUUCAUUUAUACACUACUGAAGCAAAUUAUGACUUGAAAUGUGAACUUUUUUUUAGGUUAAGAACAAACUAUUAUAUAUGUUUGCCUUAUUUUAAAACGUGCUGUUAGCGUGGAGGUUCUCCUGUAUUUCUGUUCUUUGUGUGUUGUUGUUUCAUUUAAAAAUGCUUUCUUAGAAGGUAGUAAAUAAAACAUUUCUUUAAAACA
Molecule: messenger RNA, 8494 nt
Organism: Anolis carolinensis (green anole)
Lineage: Eukaryota; Metazoa; Chordata; Lepidosauria; Squamata; Anolidae
Gene: rbm47
Product: RNA binding motif protein 47
Exons: 5
Coding region: 914-2746 (610 amino acids)
Cellular component (GO): nucleus
Molecular function (GO): mRNA binding
Source: RefSeq, a predicted model, not a curated record